Molecule: messenger RNA, 2172 nt
Organism: Halteromyces radiatus
Lineage: Eukaryota; Fungi; Mucoromycota; Mucoromycetes; Mucorales; Cunninghamellaceae
Exons: 8
Coding region: 27-2123 (698 amino acids)
Cellular component (GO): membrane
Source: RefSeq, a predicted model, not a curated record
UUUUUUUUUUACUCUACUUAUCCAACAUGUACCCUUCAUCUUCUCCUCCUCCACCAGAGUACUCUCCUCAACCGACAAGUCAUUUUGAUAAUAUGCGAUCGACUUUACAGAAUUUAUCUCUUCAUGGACAUCGACCUCACUUCCAUCGAUCUUCUCAGGGGGAAUUAGUAGCAGGGCCACUUCUUCGAUAUAUAGGCACCAAUUAUGAAAAAAACACUUAUAUUGCUUCCUGUUUAUUGGUAUCUACUCAUAAACAUGCUCCUCCAUUGGAAAUCACCCUUCGACCAGCUUCAGCAUCUGAGGAAAAGACUCACUCACAUUUUUCUCAUCACUUUCGACACAGCAAUCAACAGACUUAUCGACUUUAUGGUGAAGCUUUGGAUGUUUUUAGACAAGAAUACACCUUUUGGCGCUAUGGUAUUGAACUUCCUUUGAUGAAUGAACCACAAAUAGCGACAUAUUCGAGUGAAUGUUUUACCACCAAUACUGCUAUUGCGCAACAUGCUACUAAUAGUGAAUCCGCUUCUUUUGAAUUCCAUCUACCAUCUCUUCAACAGUCCAUGCGGUUCAUGUUUUACUCUUGUAAUGGAUUCUCUGAUAUUCCUCAAGAAAUGAAAGAUAAGUUUGGUGAAAAGGAAGCUCCUCUUUGGCAAGAUGUGUUGGAUCGACAUGAAGUACUUCCUUUCCAUGUUUUUCUAGGUGGUGGCGAUCAAUUAUAUCAAGACCGUUUACUUAAAGAUGACUUUAUGAAACCUUGGAGAGAUGAAAAGGAUCCAAAGAAACGGGUAGCCAUGACAUUAACUCAAUCUAUGCGAGAUGGAUUUGAACACUUUUAUUUUUGGAACUAUGUGAUCAAUUUUGGAUUCAAGGAUAAUCCUGUGGUCGCUAAGGCCUUUGCUACGAUACCAUCUGUGAAUAUGUGGGAUGAUCAUGAUAUCAUUGAUGGUUAUGGAUCAUAUCCGGCAGAUAUGCAAAAUGCUGAUUGUUUCCGAGUACUCUUUCUCAACGCAACACGGUUUUAUUACUUAUUCCAACAUCAUACAACACCAGAACUAGCAACACAUCAUGGGAUGAUACGCGGGACCAUGUCAUCAUGUCAUCAUAUACUGACCACUCUUGGAAGAGAUAUUGCUUUACUUUCAUUGGAUGCUCGUGGAGAACGUACAAAGCAUGACGUAUGUCAACCAAAGUCAUAUGAUAUUCUAUUUGACGCCAUCUACCGCCAAAUCCCUGCUACUGUUAAACAUCUCUUGGUUCUUACUGGUGUGCCUCUUGUAUACCCUAGAUUAACAUUAUUUGAAAAGGCAAUGGAUGGUGCAGCUGGAUUUAAUUUGGCUACUAUUGCUGGGAAAACAGGUGCCUUGGGUGAUAUCAUCAAUGGUCAACUGAAUAAAUGGAAUGGUGACCCUGAACUUUUGGAUGAUAUGAAUGAUCAUUGGACAGCGAGUAAUCAUGAAGUGGAAAGGAAGCGAUUUAUUGAACGAUUACAACAAUAUGCUCGGGAACGGUCUGUGCGAGUAUCCUUUUUAGGUGGUGAUGUACAUUGUUGUGGUGCUGGUCGAUUAUACUCGAAGGAUAUGAAACAAAAAGAAGAAGGUGAUCCUCAUCUCAUGGUUCAAAUCAUUUCUAGUGCCAUUGUGAAUAUUCCUCCUCCUCAAGCCUUAUUGACUAUAUUGAAUCAAAACUCAUCCUAUGUGACCUUUUCGCCCAACGUUGAAGAAAAAAUGUAUAAUCUAUUUAAACGAUCUCCCAAUGGCAAUACGAGACAAAAUAAAAAAUUGAUGGGAUGUCGAAAUUAUUGUGCUGGUUAUGUAGAUGAAGAAACUGGCAAGAUAUUCUUUUGGAUUCAAGCUGAAAAAGAAGUAGGCAAGAAAGGAACAAUGGGAUAUGGAAUUGAAGUACCUCGAUUGAUUUUUGGUCCUUCUGGAAAACGACAUUUGCAACCAGCACCUUCCACUACCUGGAUGCAACCUGUAAGCAACGAACCUCCUUUACCUCAACGACCUCAACAACAACAACAACAACAACAACAACAACAGUCAUCUUUACAAAAUCGACCUGUUCCUCCUCCACCACUACCUUCUAGAACCCCUGGUGGUUUUGUUAGACCUCCUUCUCAAUAGUUAGUAUCAACAUUUCUUACAUCAUCUAUCCUUUUUUUUUUAUCGACCC